GCGCACGUGGGCGCGGUGGGGUCGCGGUCGUUAGUGGCAGUCGGACCAGGGGGACGCGGAGGACGGGAGGGGCGCGCCGGGUGGGAUCGAGCCCGUAACGCCGCGGAGGGCGGAGGCCUCGGGGCGGUGGGCUCGCGAGCUCCCCAGGUCUUCCCCGGGAACCCCGUCUCCUGGGCCGCACCCCCCUCGCCCGGACCCGCGUGCUUUCCUGCCUCCGGCCCUCGGUUUACUCCCUUCUGUCCUCCUGGAGUUAAGUGUCUGUAGGUACGAGAAAUAGUACGACAUAGUCCACCCUGGUCCUUCAGUGCUCCGCUGCCUAGAAGCGGGGACGGACCACAAGGUAACUACAGUUCGGUAUGGUCGUGGAUGCCCCCAAGACAUAGCGCAAAAGGCACCUCAGCAAGGCCUGUUUUUCUCCUCCAAAACUGUUACUUCUCAUCAGUCAGUACUUUGUUUUCUGGAUCAUGUGACCUAAGAUUGUGCUUAUUGAACUGCUUGGUUCUCAUCUCCCCGGCUAGAUUCUGAAGGUGGGAGUUCCCACGCCUGUCUCGGCCUCCCCUCCGGAGCACAUAAUUAGAUUUUUUCGGAAUGGCCGCGGCUCCUCAGGCACCGGGGAGGGGCUCCGUUCGGAAAACGAGACCCUUAACCGUAAAGACCUCGCUGAACAACCCUUACUCCAUCUGCUGGAGCGUGCUCGAGAGAGAACACAUGCACUUCAUACUGCAGACGCUUGAAGACAGAUUUAAAUCUCUUGGGCUUCGGAAGAUGGAGGAUAAGAAGAAAAAGAGAAAGCAGUUUUUAAAAGAACCAAGCCCAGACGGGUGUGGCACAGAGGUUGAGAAGAGCGAGGGCCCGAAGGAGAAACCGCCAGAAGGUAGCGAGCAGGGGUCAGGGUGGACCCCCGUGGACGUCAGGAAGCAGCUCGCCAUUGGCAUCAAUGAAGUCACCCGCGCUCUGGAAAGGAACGGGCUGCUGCUGGUCCUGGUGUGCAGGUCAGCCAAGCCCGCCAUCCUCACCUCGCACCUGAUUCAGUUAAGUCUGAGCCGGGCGGUUCCCGCUUGUCAGGUUCCCCGGCUCAGCGAGAGGCUCGCACCGGUCAUCGGCCUGAAGUGCGUCCUGGCCUUGGGGUUCAAAAAGACCACCACAGCCUUUGACGCUGAAGUCAGAGCUAUAAUUCCCCGAGUACCCAGCUUACACGUGCCCUGGCUUCAAGGCAGACCCGAGGACUCCGGGGCAAGUUUAGACACUGCGUCCUCAGAAAGCCGAGACAGAGAGGUUUUGGACACGUCCUUUGAAGACCUCUCUAAACAGAAAAGAAAGCUUGUUGGAAGUCAGCAGGCUGUGGUGUUACAACCCCUUAAAAUAAAGAAACUGAUUCCAAACCCCAAUAAGAUAAGAAAACCACCCAAAGGUAAAAAAACGACCUCAAAGUAAUCUCGGGUCAGCUUAUCGUUUCGCACAGUUGUAAGAUGACACUUUACGAAGAAGCCUUGGAACUAAUAAAAUUUGUUAUUUUUA
Messenger RNA from Felis catus (domestic cat), 1518 nucleotides. It is a transcript of the gene RPP38, whose product is annotated as ribonuclease P/MRP subunit p38. Gene Ontology annotation, biological process: tRNA 5'-leader removal. The record is from RefSeq and is a predicted model, not a curated record. The transcript is spliced from 3 exons. Gene Ontology annotation, cellular component: ribonuclease MRP complex; fibrillar center; nucleolar ribonuclease P complex. Gene Ontology annotation, molecular function: ribonuclease P RNA binding; ribonuclease P activity. The coding region runs from base 589 to 1434 and encodes 281 amino acids. NCBI's taxonomy places the organism in Eukaryota, Metazoa, Chordata, Mammalia, Carnivora, Felidae.